AUGCUGGGUCGCUCGCUCGCGGUGGCUCCGUCGGCGCCGUCAGUAGAACACUUGGCGCCGUCGCGGUCGCAGUGGGCACUGGCUAUCGCUGGUGUCGCCUAUCUUGUCAUCUCGCUCGGCAUCGGUCUCUGGUACCUCUCGCUCCUCUCGCCAAGUCUCGCCAAUGACCUCUGGUGGGCUGGCUUUACCCCGACGGGGGGCGAAGCCCUUCUUAUCGACCUUGUCAACGCCCAAUUGGCGCUUGUGGCAGCGUCCACCGUAAACAUUUACGCGGCGGAUGCGACGAUGCAAAAACUCUACAACAUGUCGACAGCUGGCACAAGCGUGUCGCCCACGUACGCUCGCCGUGCCAUCUUGGGCGAGCUCACGUCCAUCGAGUACGCCGUGCCGCAGCUCCGGACCGUGUCUGGGUCCUGGUCGAUGCGCAUCAACGUGCAGCACUGCUGGGUCGACUUUAACAAAACGUUCGAGAUGGCCCACACGGACGCCCGCCAGCGCCGCUGCGAACGCUUCUUUGCGACCAACGGGGCCGUGUACAUCGAAGCCAUUUUGCGCAAUGUAAUCUGGACCGACUUUCAGGCGAUUUGGGGCGGCGACGACGCCCCGUUCACGGUCGCCAUUCAGUUGGCUUUGGAAGAGACUGCGAUUGGACAAGCCUUUUUGAACCAAGUGUCGACGGCGCGCGCGUCGACGACGAUCCAAGACGAGAUUCUCUACUGGCAAAACUACAAACUGGAUCGGUUUGAGCUGCAGUGGCAGAACCGGUGGCAAGUCGGUAUCACAGAAACCAUAUUCCUCGAGAAUGCGAUUGGCAUGCGGCAGCUCGUGACGAUCAAGAACCUCCCGCGACUCACAGGUCCGUGGACGUCCCUUCGGCUCUUUUGGAUUCCACUCAACGACCUCUGGAACCUCCACGACAUGAACCGCAGUUUGGUGCGCGGGUCGUCGCGGGAUUUCCGAGCAAAUCUCUCAACGGCGCUGCCUGCUAUGGACCUCGAAGUGUUCAUCGGAGAGACCUCGGUCUCGGGUCAAUUCUUCAACCAAGCCGCGCUCUUCCGGACCACGGUCGGUCCGUUCGAGAGCAUCGACCUUGUCUACAAGUCUCUACCUCAAACAAGUGUCCAAGCCUUCGUGGCGCUGCGCCAACGUCUCGUCGCCGCUCCUGGCGGACACGACCUCUUGACCGCGCUGCCGAGAAUCGCAGUAGAGUUGACGCCUCUCGGAUGGCGGUCGUUUGGCUAUUACGGCGGCGACCCAGCCUGCACGGCGCUACCGCGGACGACCUAUGUGCAGCAGUCGUUCGACUUCUUCUACGAUUGUUCCAAGCCCAAGCCACUUAUGCUUGUGGUUGACCCGCUGCUGCUCGUGCUUGCUCGCGUCGCUACUGCGAGCCAGCCCAUCCAAGACAUUUGCGCCGUGGCCUCCCCAGCGGCAGCUUGUAUUGCUGCCACCACAGCUACGGACCAGCUCUUGGAGUCUUUUGCGCUGGACUGGAAUACCUCGGUCGCAAAUGAGAUUGGGCUAAACAUUGGCUUGAUGCAGUACGCUACUGCAGCCAAUGGCUCGUGGGUCGUCCUCAAACAACCUCUGCUUGAGCCCUCGUUUGCGUUCUUUGGCUACGUCUUUCUCUUUGAUUGGGUCCUCGGCAACCGCGAAGUCGUGUCGUUUCAAGGAGACAAUGGCAAUCUCACCUUGAUCUCAAAUGCCUAUAGUCCACAACUCUACACAACAGGGACGCAGCCGCUGCAGUCUGCGACCCAGAUUCUCUACUACCUUGUGGUCGCCACCUCGGUGAUUCUUGUGGGCGUCGGCGGGAUAGCACUGGUGUAUGCGGCCAAGACCCGACUGCGGUUCAACGGUUUGAACCUCUUCUUCUUCAACCGGAUCGUGGGGGCUGUCUGGAUCGGUCGACCGCUGGCUUUUCUACGAGGCGCGUCGGCCAUCUUGCUGCUGAGCUCGGCCAACGCAUCGCUUGAGACAUCUUCCUCUGGCGCAUCGCGGUUCGUGGCGACGCCUCGGAGCUGGCUCGAAGCCAUUGUCGUGACCGGUGAGGCCACGUGGCUCACGUACGUCGCCAAUGAUGUCUUGGUGCUCGUCACGCAGGACCAGACGCAGUUGUACAGCUCGAUGGCGAGUCUGCUUGUGUGGUUGAUCCUCCUCGUCUUGGACGUGGCAAGUCCAAUUGCGAUCUCUGGGGACCUGCAACGGCACUGCAGCGGCGUUCAGCUGGACUAUGGUCUCGCAUGCACGAGCGGCGUUGUCUCCACGGGCAGUAGCACCCGUGUAGCCACGAUUCUCCUCGUUCAAGGGAGUGCCAUUACCCUCUCAUCCAUGGUUGGCAGCCUGCGCCGCCGGUCGCGACCCGCCAAGGCCAAGGUCGCGGAGGCCUCGCUGCUCGUCAACGGCAUUGCACAGGCGUUUGCACGAACGGCGCUGGGCACAACAGAUACGCAGUACGUCUUGGACCAUGUGGCUUGCGUACUGGCAGGCUUGCUGCCGAUCGACUACAAGGGCGUUAGCUACACCUUUGACGUCAAGCUCUGGCUGCUGCUCAAGGACCACCUCUCCACGACGCAAGCGACCAAGGUCCUUCGACGACCAAAGCUAGUGUACCGCGAGGCGCCGUCUGGACCCUUGUUUGAUGCUCCUCACGCCAACGACGUUCAAACUAACCGCCGACACUCUCAAGCAUGGACGUUUUUGUGCAAACUCAUGGGGCUUAGCUACGUUGCUUCGUCUAUUGUGGGCUCGAUCUCGUACCUCACCGUCUCCGAAGUCAACUUGGCGAAUGAUGUAUAUUGGGCCACCUUCAACACCACUGGCGCGCACGCGUUCAUCGCCAACUGGCUCAACGAACAACUCGUCAUUGGGAAUACCACCAUGAUUGACCUCCCCCUCGACCGACCAAGUAUCAACGCGAUGGCAUCGUUUGCGUCAUCCACUGCCCUCGUGGCGUCACCCGCCAACUACGGCGCCUACCUCCAGCACACGCUACUGAGCUCGAUCGAAGCGACGAUUGAAGGACUGCGACGCUCGAAUGGGUGUGACGCCCCCUGGAUCUUUUCGCCACGUGGACGAUGGCCAACUCGAUCAAGCGCCAAGCGAGGUGCGAUUUUAUGA
This is a messenger RNA of Saprolegnia diclina VS20, 3120 nucleotides long. RefSeq lists its product as hypothetical. Lineage: Eukaryota; Oomycota; Saprolegniomycetes; Saprolegniales; Saprolegniaceae. The transcript has 2 exons. Bases 1 to 3120 code for a protein of 1039 amino acids. The record is from RefSeq and is a predicted model, not a curated record.